Molecule: messenger RNA, 1707 nt
Organism: Pyrgilauda ruficollis (rufous-necked snowfinch)
Lineage: Eukaryota; Metazoa; Chordata; Aves; Passeriformes; Passeridae
Gene: CHP1
Product: calcineurin like EF-hand protein 1
Exons: 7
Coding region: 153-740 (195 amino acids)
Molecular function (GO): calcium ion binding
Source: RefSeq, a predicted model, not a curated record
GUCGGUGCGCGCUCGCCUUCCGCCUCGGAGCAGCGGGGCGGCCGCGGUCGGGCCUGUGCCGGGGCGGCUGUGGCACCGCCGUCGCUGCUCUUCGGCUGCGUAACUCUUCCCCCGGCCCCUCCCUUCCCUUCCCCUCGGGUCCAGCGGCGGCGAUGGGUUCCCGGGCGUCCACUCUGCUGCGGGACGAGGAGAUCGAGGAGAUCAAGAAGGAGACGGGCUUCUCCCAUAGUCAAAUCACCCGCCUGUACAGUCGCUUCACCAGCCUGGACAAAGGAGAAAAUGGCACUCUUAGCCGUGAAGACUUCCAGCGGAUUCCAGAGCUUGCCAUCAAUCCACUUGGAGACAGAAUUAUCAAUGCCUUUUUUCCAGAAGGAGAGGACCAGGUGAAUUUCCGUGGAUUCAUGAGGACACUAGCCCACUUCCGACCCAUAGAAGAUAAUGAAAAGAGCAAAGACCAGAAUGGACCAGAACCACUGAACAGCAGAAGUAACAAGCUCCACUUUGCUUUUCGAUUAUAUGAUCUAGAUAAAGAUGACAAAAUUUCCAGGGAUGAGCUUCUCCAGGUAUUACGGAUGAUGGUUGGUGUAAAUAUUUCUGAUGAACAGUUGGGCAGCAUUGCUGACAGGACAAUCCAGGAAGCUGAUCAAGAUGGAGAUAGUGCCAUCUCCUUUGCAGAAUUUGUGAAGGUUUUGGAGAAGGUGGAUGUAGAGCAGAAAAUGAGCAUUCGAUUCCUUCACUGAUGGAUGGAGAGCCUAUUCCUUUCUACUCCAACUAUGUAAUGAAUAGAACUUCAUUUUCUCCUUAGCACCAUACCCCAGAGCAUUGCUACUGGUGCAUAUACAAUACAUCUCCAACCCCUCCUUGAUUUGUUCUACCAAUGUGAACAUUCCCUGUGCAACAGGAACAAAGGGAAAUGGCUGCCAUGCAACUUGGAAAAGGAGCUUUUUUAAUGCUGUCCAUCCUGGGGUUUUUGCCCUUUCUCUUGUCUCCUUCUGCACUACUGUUUCGGUAAAAAUAUCUCUCCUUAAACACUACUGUUUAAUCUACAAACUGAUUCUUCUGAGCUCUGAAUCUGAGAAUGGAAAAACAGGAAUAUGCCACAGAAGUGCCCUCUGAAAUGUUUCAGAGACAAGCAUCUACUCAAAUACUAGGUGCAUUGGUAAUUAUUCACUUUUGCCACAUUACAGCUGCCUUUUUAAAAAAAAAUAUUGUUGCCCCUUUCCCAUUUGGCUCUUUACAUGCAGACUUGUUUCUUCAGUGCUUCUAAGUCUGCCUUUUACUUGAGAACUUCUCAACUUCUAUGGCUUCUUGUACAACUAGCACAAAUGCAUGAUGAUAGCUAAGAGUACUUUAAAGUACUGUGAAUAGAUUUUGUUCUUUGUGGGAUGAAUUCACAGGGACAAUAGUAGAAUCUAUGGUGGGGACAGGCUGUGGUAUGAAUUCACAGGGACAAUAGUAGAAUCUGUGGUGGGGACAGGCUGUGGUAUUCUCAAAAGGAAUAGGAAAUCUGCACUAUGUCACUUGAACUGUUCUAGCAGCAGAGGCAGAAACUUGUUUCUUUCCUUUGCAUAGCUUGCAGGCUUGACAGCCGGUGGACUAUGAAGUGUCUUCUCCAGAUUGUUUUCGUCUAAGAUCCCUCCCUUCCUCAGGGUGGUUUUGCUUCUGAAAGUGUAAAUUUGUUUACCAGUGUACAAAAUGCAAGAAAAC